AUGGAGAGAGCUGGGGACCAGACCCCCGGGAACCCCGAGCCAUCCUCCCUGGCGACUCUGGGUGACCCACAGGUGACCCUGCUGACUGUCCACAAACAAUGGUCCUUCAAGAGGAGCCCUGGGACCGGGGGCUCCAGCAGGCCGGUGAUUUCAGAGGAGGAAUGCCCUCCCCCAUCAGAGGAAGGAGAAUUUUCACAGAAGGUUUUGAAUGGAUCGGAAGAGAUCAGUUCCAAGCAGAUCCUGUCUAAGCUUUUCCAGCCAGCAAUGAAGCAGAGCUUUGCCUUUGACAACAAUGGCUACGAGGAUGACCUGGAUGGCGUGUGCCCCUCCCAGACGGCCGCUGGCACCAUCAGCAUUGUGGGCAUGACCUGCCAGUCGUGUGUCAAGUCCAUCGAGGGCAGGGUCUCCAGUUUGAAAGGCAUUGUGAGCAUUAAGGUUUCCCUGGAGCAGGGCAGUGCUGAGGUGAGAUACGUGCCCUCAGUGGUAAGCCUGAUGCAGAUUUGCCAUCAGAUUGAAGACAUGGGCUUCCAGGCCAGUGUGGCCGAGGGAAAGGCCACCUCCUGGGCCUCCAGGGUCUCGCCCACCUCGGAGGCCGUGGUCAAGCUUCGGGUGGAGGGCAUGACCUGCCAGUCCUGUGUCAGCUCCAUAGAAGGCAAGAUCGGGAAACUGCAGGGCGUCGUGAGGGUCCGCGUCUCGCUCAGCAACCAGGAGGCAGUCAUCACUUACCAGCCUUACCUUAUCCAACCCCAAGACCUCAGGGACCAUAUAACCGAUAUGGGGUUUGAAGCCGUCAUCAAGAACAAGGUGGCCCCAGUAAGCCUGGGACCCAUAGACGUCAGGCGACUCCAGAGCACCCUCUCAGCGGCCCCUCCAACUCCCGUUAAUCAGAAUGACAAUAACUCUGAGACCCCAGGGGGCCAGGGGGUCCCCCUGCACCUGAGAGUGGAUGGAAUGCACUGUAAGUCUUGUGUCCUGAACAUUGAAGACAAUAUCGGCCAGCUCCCCGGGGUUCAGAGUAUUCACGUGUCCCUGGAGAGCAGGACCGCCCAAGUCCAGUACGACCCUUCUCUCGUCUCCCCAGGGGCCCUGCAGAGGGCCAUCGAGGCCCUGCCUCCUGGGAACUUUAAAGUCUCUUUUCCCAAUGGGGCGGAAGGGAGUGGGCCAGACUCCAGGACCCCCCCGGCACCCAGUGCGCCCUGUACCAUGAUGCUGGCCAUUGCUGGCAUGACCUGUAAGUCCUGCGUCCAGUCCAUCGAAGGCCUGAUCUCCCAGAGGGCGGGCGUGCACCAGAUCUCAGUCUUUUUGGCCGAAGGAACUGCAGUGGUUCUCUAUGAUCCAUCUCGAACUCACCCAGAAGAACUGCGAGCCGCGGUGGAGGACAUGGGAUUCGAGGCCUCCAUCCUGGCUGAAAACUGUUCCAGCAACCAGGUUGGCAACCACAGUGCUGGGAGUGCCAUGGGGCCUGCGGCAGCUGGCACACCUGUGCCCAUGCAGGAAGAGGCUCCCCAGCCAGGGGGGCUCCACACUAACCACAUCCCCCGCCAGUCGCCCAAGUCCCUCCCGGCCUCCACCACGGUGGCCCCAAAGAAGUGCUUCCUACAGAUCUCAGGCAUGACCUGUGCGUCCUGUGUGUCCAACAUAGAGAGGAACCUGCAGAAAGAACCUGGGAUCCUGUCUGUGCUGGUUGCCCUGAUGGCAGGAAAGGCAGAGGUGAAGUACAACCCGGAAGCCAUCCAGCCCCUGGAGAUAGCAAAGCUCGUCCAGGACCUGGGCUUUGAGGCAGCAGUGAUGGAAGACUACACGGGCUCGGAUGGCGACCUCGAGCUGAUGAUCACGGGGAUGACCUGCGCCUCCUGUGUUCACAACAUAGAGUCCAAACUCAGGAGGACAGAAGGCAUCACCUACGCCUCUGUGGCUCUCGCCACCAGCAAAGCCCACGUGAAGUUUGAUCCUGAAAUUAUUGGUCCGCGGGAUAUUGUCAAACUUAUCGAGGAAAUUGGCUUUCGUGCCUCCCUGGCCCAGAGGAUCCCCAACGCUCAUCACUUGGACCACAAGGUGGAAAUAAAGCAGUGGAAGAACUCUUUCCUGUGCAGCCUGGUGUUUGGCAUCCCCGUCAUGGGUUUAAUGAUCUAUAUGUUGAUACCCAGCCAUGAGCCUCAGUCCUCAGUCCUUGACCACAACGUCGUCCCAGGACUGUCCAUCCUGAAUCUCGUCUUCUUUAUCUUGUGCACCUUUGUGCAGUUCCUUGGCGGCUGGUACUUCUAUGUCCAGGCCUACAAAUCUCUGAGACACGGGAUGGCCAACAUGGACGUGCUCAUCGUGCUGGCCACGAGCAUCGCCUACGUCUACUCCCUCGUCAUCCUGGUGGUGGCCGUGGCCGAGAAGGCCGAGAGGAGCCCCGUGACCUUCUUUGACACGCCCCCCAUGCUCUUCGUCUUCAUCGCCCUGGGGCGGUGGCUGGAACACGUGGUGAAGAGCAAAACCUCAGAAGCGCUUGCCAAACUCAUGUCUCUGCAAGCCACGGAAGCCACCGUCGUGACCCUUGGUGAAGACAACGUGAUCAUCAGGGAGGAGCAGGUGCUCAUGGAGCUGGUGCAACGAGGUGACAUCAUCAAGGUGGUCCCCGGGGGCAAGUUUCCCGUGGACGGGAAAGUCCUAGAAGGCAACACCAUGGCCGACGAGUCCCUCAUCACAGGAGAGGCCAUGCCUGUCACCAAGAAGCCCGGAAGCAUGGUAAUCGCCGGGUCCAUGAACGCCCAUGGCUCUGUGCUCAUCACUGCCACCCACGUGGGCAAUGAUACCACCUUGGCCCAGAUUGUGAAGCUAGUGGAAGAGGCCCAGAUGUCCAAGGCACCCAUUCAGCAACUGGCUGACCGGUUUAGUGGAUAUUUUGUCCCAUUUAUCAUCAUCAUUUCAACUGUGACGUUGGUGGUAUGGAUUGUAAUCGGUUUUAUCGAUUUUGGUGUUGUUCAGAAAUACUUUCCUGCCCCCAGCAAGGGCAUCUCCCAGGCCGAGGUGGUCCUGCGGUUCGCGUUCCAGACGUCCAUCACGGUGCUCUGCAUCGCCUGCCCCUGCUCGCUGGGCCUGGCCACGCCCACGGCCGUCAUGGUGGGCACCGGGGUGGCCGCCCAGAACGGCAUCCUCAUCAAGGGCGGCAAGCCCCUGGAGAUGGCCCACAAGAUAAAGACCGUGAUGUUCGACAAAACCGGCACCAUUACCCACGGGGUCCCCAAAGUCUCGAGGGUCCUCCUGCUCGUGGACGUGGCCACGCUGCCCCUGCGGAAGGUGCUUGCUGUGGUGGGGACCGCGGAGGCCAGCAGUGAGCACCCCCUGGGCGUGGCAGUGACCAGACACUGUAAAGAGGAACUUGGCACGGAGACCCUGGGGUGCUGCAUGGACUUCCAGGCGGUGCCCGGCUGUGGAAUCAGCUGCAAAGUCAGCAACGUGGAGAGCAUCCUUGCCCAGGGCGAGCGCCCGCAGGGCCCACCAACUGCUCACCAGAACAGAGUCGGCAGCGAGCCCUCAGAAACAGACGCAGCCACUCAGACCUUCUCUGUGCUGAUCGGAAACCGGGAAUGGAUGAGGCGCAACGGCCUGACCGUCACCAGCGACGUCCGCGACGCCAUGACCGACCACGAGACAAAGGGCCAGACGGCCAUCCUGGUCGCCAUCGAUGGUGUACUGUGCGGCAUGAUCGCCGUCGCGGACUCGGUCAAGCAGGAGGCCGCCCUGGCCGUGCACACGCUGAAGAGCAUGGGCGUGGACGUGGUGCUCAUCACCGGGGACAACCGCAAGACAGCCAGGGCCAUUGCCACCCAGGUUGGCAUCAACAAAGUCUUUGCAGAGGUGCUGCCUUCUCACAAGGUGGCCAAAGUCCAGGAGCUGCAGAACCAGGGGAAGAGAGUGGCCAUGGUGGGCGACGGCGUGAACGACUCCCCAGCCCUGGCGCAGGCUGACGUGGGCAUUGCCAUCGGCACGGGCACUGACGUGGCCAUCGAGGCGGCCGACGUCGUCCUCAUCAGGAAUGACCUGCUCGAUGUGGUGGCCAGCAUCCACCUCUCCAGGAGGACCGUCUGGAGAAUACGGCUCAACCUGGUGCUGGCGCUGAUCUACAACCUGAUCGGGAUCCCCGUCGCGGCAGGUGUCUUCAUACCCAUUGGCGUCGUGCUGCAGCCGUGGAUGGGCUCAGCGGCCAUGGCGGCCUCCUCCGUGUCUGUGGUCCUCUCGUCACUGCAGCUCAAGUGCUACAGGAAGCCGGACCUGGCGCAGUACGAGGCGCAGGCGCACGGCCACAUGAAGCCCCUGAGCGCGUCGCAGGUCAGCGUGCGCGUUGGCAUGGACGACCGCCGGCGCGACUCCCCGCGGGCCUCGGCCUGGGACCAGGUCAGCUACGUCAGCCAGGUGUCCCUGUCCCCCCUCAAGUCCGACAAGCUGUCCCGGCACAGUGGCGCGGCCGACGACAGGGGCGACAAGUGGUCUCUGCUUCUGAAUGACCGGGACGAGGAGCAGGGCAUCUGAAAGCCGCCCCCGCGGCUGAGGCUCCCAGCCCGCAGCGGCAGCAGCAGGCGGCCGAGCCCCUCCAGGCCUAGGCGAACAUUCUGGAUCACCCCUUCCCUGCGCCCGGGGGCGCGAUUCCCCGGGUUCCAUGGGCUCAGGGGAAGGCGUGCUUGCCUACGCGCUCGUGGGCUCAUCGGACACCUUGCUGCGGCCUCAAGAAGAGGAAGGACAAGCCCUCCUCGCAUCCCCUGCCUUAGCAUUUGUGACACGACCAGUCUCAUUGGGUCCAGCAUCUUCGCUGCGCCCCUCCACAGAGCUCAUAGAAACUUCGGGGUCUGGCUCUUUCUGACAGCACCCGUGCGCAUCGCGUGCCUGAGACCACCUGUACCUCAGGCGCCCCCUUGUUUUCUGCUGGGGCCUUCUCUUCCUCCUCUGCCCUUGACAGUGGGGGUGUGACACCCCGUCAUCUGAGGGCAGGGCUGACAUCCUCACAUCCUCUCUGCUGCUCUCCAAGGGGCUCCUGUGCUCCUGCCUGAACCCCUUGCCCACGCAACCACCAGAAAGCCUGCCACACUUCUCCUUGGUGACCAGAGGUCUUGGUUGCCCGCGAACCGCUUCUUCCUAGAGUCCCGGCUUCUCAUGCUUAAUCCAGUGUGGUUGCUGACUGUCGCUGCCUAGCUGGGCUGAGGGUCUGAGAGCCUGAGGCUUGAGAAAUUCGGCUUCCUGUGGGGUCCUGGGGGAGGCAUGUGGCUCAAGAUACUGCUUGCCUGGUUUCAGGGGCUUCAGUUGCAUGGCCUGUGGUGUGACAGUCACCUCACAGGGUCUGGUAUGGGGUUCAGGUCUGUGCUCCCCAGAGCUGCGCAGCCCUGGGGCAGUGAGACCCAAGUAAGAGGACACCCCAGCCCUCCACACGCUUCGACUCCUGCACAUGGAGCUGGUGCCUUAGGAAGGGGGGGGGGGUGCCCACCACUCCCAAGGGAACUGUUUCUAACUUCCAGUGGCCUUUAUGGUUGCAUGAUAAUCAGCGCAACAGCAGUGGGCCCACGGCAGACUCCGAGCUUGGUGGUGAUUGGCAGAGCCUGUGGAGGUCUGGUAAUGCUAGCCAAAUCUGACUAAGUGAGUAGAGCCUGUUCUCAGUUUCAAGGGAGAAGCCCUUAUCACACACUUCACGCACACUUUAGUUAUUUAUUGUCAGUUAUUUUUCAGGGGGAUAUAAGCACUUUUUAUUGCUUACCUCUAAUCGUCACAAUGAACUAGCAAAGUAGAUACAACAUUGUCCACAUUUCACACAGGCGGGAAACAGGCUCAGAGAGGCUAGGAAUCCCGCCAAGGAUCACACAGCAAGUGUGCGUGCCGGAGCAGGGAUCUGAAUUCAUGUCCGCGGGCCCUGAAGUCUUUUCGCUAAUUUGGCCCUACCGUCAACUGUUUGUUUGAUAAGAAGCAACAAGGAAAAAGCCCUUGUUCCUGGAAGAACAAAGCUGCCAGGUGACGUAUUCCCUGAACUGGCUUGAAAUGUGACCUCGAGGUCAUGUCACAUUGCCUUUGGAUAGCUCCUUCCCAUUUGCAUGUCAUUGAGUCUAUGCUGCAUCUUACCCUCUAAAAUCCGUGUGCAGGGUGGAGGUGUGGUUUUGUUUCCAGUCUUCCUUCCCCAGCCCCGUCCUGCUGUGUUCUCAGUUGUGUCCUUCUCCGUUCCCAGCUGCUGCUCUGGGAAUGUUUCCUGUUUCCUUGGAGAAGGCUAAUCAUAUCUAAAGAAUACAAUUGUAUCAACUUUUCAAAAAGCUUUUAGGACCAUAAAUGUUAUGUGUAUAGGGACAUGGAGAUAUUUAUGUAAUU
Messenger RNA from Capra hircus (goat), 6330 nucleotides. RefSeq names its product ATPase copper transporting beta (gene ATP7B). NCBI's taxonomy places the organism in Eukaryota, Metazoa, Chordata, Mammalia, Artiodactyla, Bovidae. Gene Ontology annotation, molecular function: ATP binding; P-type divalent copper transporter activity; ATP hydrolysis activity. The coding region runs from base 1 to 4518 and encodes 1505 amino acids. Gene Ontology annotation, cellular component: membrane. The transcript is spliced from 21 exons. Gene Ontology annotation, biological process: copper ion homeostasis; monoatomic cation transport. The record is from RefSeq and is a predicted model, not a curated record.